Molecule: messenger RNA, 4278 nt
Organism: Chanos chanos (milkfish)
Lineage: Eukaryota; Metazoa; Chordata; Actinopteri; Gonorynchiformes; Chanidae
Gene: zbed4
Product: zinc finger, BED-type containing 4
Exons: 2
Coding region: 287-4066 (1259 amino acids)
Molecular function (GO): protein dimerization activity; DNA binding
Source: RefSeq, a predicted model, not a curated record
UUUGGAUCAAUCAUAUGGGUUUUAUUUAACUAUUUAGUAACCGUAACUGACUGAAUUAUACCUCAGGACCUAAAGACACACAAGAAACAAACACAUUUUACACUUAAUAAUUUGAAUGGACAUGGAAUAGACACAUUGCCCCCAUCUGGAUGAGGAAUAUAACACACCAUUUUGCACAUCUGGGUAGGAGAAGCAGCAGACAGCCACACCCAUGACUCUUCAACACUUCACAAGCCGCUUUCAAUAAAGGACUUUUUGUUUUCAAGCAGAGAUUGAGUCUGCUAAAAUGGAUGGAGAGGACAGCCUCUCUCAAAACUCUGACGGUCAAGAAGUAGAUUGUAACGGAUGCAUAGAAAACAAGCGGCAAGAAGCCAAAGGAACAUGUCUAAAAAUUGAGGGGCAAGAUGGAUAUGUAUUUAAAUCAUACAGCAUUACUCCUCAUGAGGUUACAGAUGCAAGACCCCCCCACAGUUCCUCAGAUGCGCUGGCUAAAGAAUCCUCUUCUGUGUCCUCGCCCCUUGAAGGAACAGAAGAAGACGGGUCUUCUCAGGCUGAAGGACAUUCAACAGAGUGUCCAGGAGUGGGGGAAACCUGUGACAAGCAGGACAGCUCACCCAUUUCAAGCAAGAACCAGAACACUGAAAUAAACAAAGAAAAUACCACUGAAAAUGAAACAGCUGUACAUAUCAAAGAGGAACCAAAUGCAAUGGAUGAAAGUGCCCAGGAAGAUGAAAAGUCAUCAUUUGAUGGGGCCGUUGGUCCUUUUGUUACAAGAGGCAAUGAUGAUUACAACAACCUUUUUAGUGGAUACUCAAGUACCCUUUAUGACGUUGCUAUGGACGCUGUCACACAAAGCCUUCUGUCAUCCAUAAGAAAUCCUCUUAAUCCCAGGAAGAAGUCUCCUGCUUGGAACCAUUUUUUCAUAUCACCACGAGAUAGUACCAAAGCAAUCUGUAUGUACUGUAUGAAAGAGUUCAGUCGGGGUAAGAAUGAAAAAGACCUCAGCACCAGUUGUUUGAUGAGACACGUGCGAAGGGCUCACCCCACUGUGCUUCUACAAGACAGCGAUUCCUCUAAUACUUUGUCCAGCUCUGUUGCCUCAUCCUCAAUACCUCCAAUGAAAUCACCAAAUAAUGGAGACUUGGCAGCUAGCAGCAAAUGCUCUUCAGAUAACAACACCUCACCGUCCACCUCCUCAGCCGAAGCCACAGACGUAUCAUCCAAAGAGGAGUCACAAAAGGUCAAACCAAAAUUAGAAAAAUGUGUGAAAAAUGACACAGGGGCAGUCUCAUCUCCACAUUCCGUCAGCAACCACAUUGAUGAUGUCAUGGAUAUAGGUUCGGAACGCUUAGGGACAACCCCCAAAAACUCAAGUUCUCGAAGGAGAUCAGCAGUGUGGAAGCAUUUCUAUCUGUCACCUGCCGAUAGCUCCAAAGCUGUGUGUAUACACUGUAUGAACGAGUUCAGUCGAGGCAAAAACGGUAAAGACCUGGGAACUAGCUGUCUAAUUCGCCACAUGUGGCGGGCUCACCGAGACAUUGUCAUUGAAGAAAAUGGACAAGGCUCCAGCAUUCCACCACCUUAUGUCACACCACCUACACUUUUGUCACGAACACAGAUUCAGGACUCCGGGGUCGAGAUAAAAAAAGAACCCUCCUUUACAUCAUCUUCCCCCGAAACUGUAUCAGAUGAAGUGUCUGUAAACCUUGGUGAAAAUAUGGAUGUGAAGGAGGAGGUUAAUGAUGCUGCAUAUCAAUCAGGACAAGAGUCUUUGCUUGAUCUGUCUUUAGGGCUGAAAGGUGAAAAUAUACCUCAUUCCUCCUCUCCAGAGGAAUCUGCUGAGGGCUCAGUCUUAACCCAAGACCCAAGUUCAGUUUUCCAACAAAACAAAAAAAUAAUGAAAAGGGUGAAGUCAGAGGUCUGGCACCAUUUCAUAGUUUCUCCAGUUGACCAGUUAAAGGCUUUGUGUCGAUAUUGUCCCUGUGUCAUUAGCCGAGGAAAACGUGGGGACUUUGGCACAAGUUGUUUAAUGAGGCAUCUAAUGAGACGACAUCCUGACGUUCUGAAGAGCCAAAAAGGCACAUUUGACAAGGUGUCCUCUCCACAUUCACCUUACAAUAAUCUCUCUGUAGAAGAGGCUAUGUCUACAAACGCAACUGACAGCCCUACCCAUGAGAAGAAACCACAAACUCUUCCCAUUUUCAGCAAAAAGACUUCAAAGCUGUGGAAUCAUUUUUCUAUUUCUUCUGCAGAUCCAACCAAGGUGGUCUGUUUGCACUGUAGCCGAACAAUAAGCCGGGGCAAGAAGACAACAAAUCUAGGCACUAGUUGCUUAUUUAGGCACAUGCAGAGGUUUCACGGACAUGCUCUUGAAAAUAGCAGCAGUAUCUCAGGUGAUGUGUCCACUGCUGAAAUUCAAGUAAAACAAGAGCUAAUGGACACCUCUGCAUACAAAGAAAAUGGUGAAAGCUUUGAUGAAUGCCACCCAGUUGCCAAAAAAAUCACCAAACUUGUUGCAGAAAUGCUUGCACUGGAUCUUCAGCCAUCAGCUGUGGUAGAGAAUGUUGGGCUAAACCGAUUACUGGAAUACCUCCAGCCACAGUAUUCUCUACCCUCCUCUUCUUACUUCACCAGCACUGCCAUACCAGAAAUGUACGAAAGGGUGAAAGAGGUUGUGCUAACACACCUCAAGGAGGCUGAGAGUGGAAUUGUCCAUUUUACAACAAGCAUAUGGGUCAGCAGCCAAACCAGAGAAUAUCUAACUUUAACAGCCCAUUGGGUGGCGUUUGAGUCGUCUGUCCGACCUCAGGGGCAGGAUUUCCAUUGCUCAGCCCUCCUUGGUGUGUCUCCAAUAGACUGUGACUACAAUGUGCUGAACAUACAGAAGCAGCUUGAAUACCUUUGGGACACCUGGAUCAGCACUUCAGGCCUGAAGAUUGGAUUCACUGUAACUGAUAAUCAAACCAUAGGGAAUAUCUUGGAGGACAGCAAUCAUGUGACCAUGCAGUGUUUUUGUCACAACAUAGACCUUAUAGUCAAUGAAGCCAUAAAAAGCCAGAGAAUGGUUCAAAACCUGCUAAGCAUAGCCCGAAAGAUCUGUGAGAGAGUACAUCGUUCAGCUAAAGCAAAAGAGAAACUGGCUGAACUGCAGAGGGCUUAUCAGUUACCUGAAAAUCAGCUGGUUCAGGAUGUUCCUUCAAAGUGGAAGACGUCCUUUUUCAUGCUUGAACGCUUAGUGGAGCAAAAGAAAGCCAUUGAUGAAAUGUCAAUAGAAUGCAAUUUCAGGGAACUGAUAAGCUGUGACCAGUGGGAAGUAAUGCAGUCAGUGUGCAAUGCCCUGAAGCCUUUUGAGGUAGCAUGUAGGGAGAUGAGUAAUCGCACUGCAACUCUGGGUCAGGUCAUACCUCUCAUCCACAUUCUAAACCGAAAGAUUGACAUGCUUUUUGAUGAGACCAUGGGUAUUGACAACAUGCUGAAGUCUCUGAAAGAGGCCAUGGUAACCAGAAUGUCUCCCACUCUUCAUGAUCCAAGAUACACUUGGGCAACAAUGCUGGACCCAAGAUAUAAAACCUCCUUGUUCACUGAGGAGGAAGCAGAGCAGUGUAAGCAGGAUCUCAUAAGAGAACUUGACUUAUCAUUGUCUACCUCUGCAGAACCAAGGCCUCCAUUGUCCAACGGUUGCACCAAUGUCCCACCUUCAUCAAAUAGCUCUGUCACAAACAAAGACAACCUCUGGGCUUUGAUGGAUGAUAUCAGGCUAAAAAUAAAGCAGGAGGAGAGACCAAAAUCAUCUGAGCUUGCUGUUCUUGAAUAUUUGGAGGAAGACAUCCUUGACCAGAGCUGUGAUCCCCUAGAUUAUUGGAACCUAAAGAAGUUUCUGUGGCCCGACCUUGCCAAAGUAGCUGUCCGUUAUGUGGGCUGCCCACCCAGCAAUGUUCCUGUAGAGACUCUAUUCAGCACAGCAAGUACAAAUGGAGCUUUGAAUCAGUCCAGACCAUUGCUAGAAAAUCUCGAAGGACUCCUGUUUUUAAAAGUCAAUCUUCCCUUGAUAUAUUUUCAAUAUUGAUAACAUUUUAAACGGUGCAAGGCUGCUUCUUCAAGUCAAAUAGGCCCUGAGCAAGGACCAAAUUUCAUCUAAAUAAAGGCCCUUAAAAUUGUUAUAUUUUACACUGAGAGGUUCAUACUCAAUUCUUGGAGCACGUGGACCAUUUUUAUUUGAAUGAAAUUGCAUUGUAUUUGUACUACUGUAUUACACUUGAUAACUGGAGUUUAUCCCAU